AUGAAUCCGACGGAAUUACUUGAUUCUUCCAUUGAAUCAGACGAGGAUAAGAUUCGAAAGAGCUACGAUCAUGAGGACUUGAAAACAUUCCUGGCCAAAUCGACUAUAAAGGAUUACUUUCAACGUGCACUGCAAAUAUCAGAUUGCUAUCAGCUGCUAAGCUAUUUGCAGGCGACUUUGUCCAGAUAUGUUUGGGCAGAUUUUGAUCUGGAAGAGAAGCUUGAUUUAUAUAUUCUGGCCAUAAUGAUGAUGACAUACGAACAGGAUAAUUUUAUAGUCAUUAAUAAACGCUUCACGCUGUUAGAUACUGUCUCCAAUUUAGUAUAUAUUCUUUAUCCAGACCAGAUUGAAUUUAUUGCCAAUGGCUUGUAUAAGAACUUUGUGCAAGGCGUGGGAGCCAAGCGUUUGGAAAAUUUCUUGAAUAUGCAGGCGGCCUUUCCCCGUUUAAUGCUCUCAUCUGGAUCUGGCAGUGACGUUGCCCUGGCCCUGCUUCUGACCAUCUUGAGCAGAUACACCAAAGUCCCAGCAAGACUGCAAAUGACUGGAAAUGCGCGUAAUGCAUUCGAAAUGGCAAAGUUGGUCAGCUGGCAGCAGCUGGCGAACUCUGAUCAAUACCAUGACAUGUUCAUUAAUUCAUUGGAUUAA
Messenger RNA from Drosophila miranda, 645 nucleotides. RefSeq lists its product as uncharacterized. The transcript has a single exon. Bases 1 to 645 code for a protein of 214 amino acids. The record is from RefSeq and is a predicted model, not a curated record. NCBI's taxonomy places the organism in Eukaryota, Metazoa, Arthropoda, Insecta, Diptera, Drosophilidae.